GCUUGCACGGACGGGCUCUUUCCUCCGCCACACCGCCUGAUGUCAAAGGCUACAAGAAGAGGAAAUCGAACCCUGGAAAAGAUAGGGAUCCAAGCCGUUCCGAGGGGAGCCGAGAACGAAAAUCAGGCAAAACGGUGUUGUUUUUCUGAGAAGCUUGGCUAAAGAUCAGAACUCGGGAAGCUAUGCCAUCUCCUUCAGCACCUAUUCGUGUUGGUGUUCCGCCACCCUAUGUAACAUCUCAUGGAGCUAGAGUUGCAAGGCUACAUAUGUAUGACUGGAUUGUACUGAUUCUUCUAGCUGUGGUGGACGGAGUACUAAAUAAAAUAGAACCAUUCCAUCGGUUUGUUGGGUCAGACAUGAUGACAGAUCUCAGAUAUCCCAUGAAAGACAACACAGUGCCAUUUUGGGCGGUGCCGAUAUACGGUAUCAUUGGACCUAUGCUUAUCAUGACCGUAAUAUACUUCCGGAGGAGGAAUGUGUAUGAUCUGCAUCAUUCUAUACUAGGUCUUCUAUUUUCAAUGGCUAUAACUGCGGUUUUAACUGAUGCAAUUAAGGAUGGUGUUGGUCGACCACGUCCAGAUUUCUUUUGGCGCUGUUUUCCUGAUGGAGUGCCUGCCUAUGACAACUUCACUACGGGCGUCCUAUGUCAUGGUAAAGCCAGUGAUAUGAAAGAAGGUCACAAGAGUUUUCCAAGUGGUCAUACUUCUUUGUCUUUUGCUGGCCUGGGGUUCUUGUCAUGGUAUCUGGCUGGUAAAAUCAAAGUUUUUGAUCGAAGAGGCCAUGUUGCAAAGCUCUGCAUUCCUCUACUCCCUCUGCUUUCUGCAGCCUUAGUAGCUGUUUCUCGAGUAGACGACUAUCGGCAUCACUGGCAAGAUGUUUGUACUGGUGGAAUUUUAGGACUGGUGGUUGCUUCUUUGUGCUAUCUGCACUUUUUUCCACUACCAUGUGACGAAAGUGGCCUAUGGCCUCAUGCAUACAUCCGGCAUGUUCAUAACCUGGAAGGUGGACACACAAGUGUAACCCACAGCGAUGGAUCACCAAAAAUCGGCGCUGAACGGUUUGUUUGAAGGUCCUGAUGGAUUGGAGAACCCCAGGCACUAGAUUUCUAGGAAGCUGGUUGGAGAUAGCAAUGACGGAACUGUUGCUAAAUACCUGACACGUGUUCAGUAGAACCUGAAAACCAGCUGAGACACGUACUAAUGUACUAUGGAUAUCUUUCAGGUCCCCUCAGAACAUAGUGUAGUAUAACAUAUUGGCAUAUGGCACUACGAAGACAAUUUUCAGGAUGCUAGCCAAUACUGGUUUUGGCAUGGGGAAAAACUUCAUUGUAUAAUGCUGAUGAUUUGUGACCUCUCUGCUUUGUAACUGUAGGCUGUAACAAGUAGGCGAUGUGAUUUUUGACUAUCAUUGUUAGUGUUAGCCUUGAAGGUAAAU
Molecule: messenger RNA, 1434 nt
Organism: Lolium rigidum
Lineage: Eukaryota; Viridiplantae; Streptophyta; Magnoliopsida; Poales; Poaceae
Product: lipid phosphate phosphatase 2-like
Exons: 9
Coding region: 183-1067 (294 amino acids)
Biological process (GO): phospholipid metabolic process
Molecular function (GO): phosphatidate phosphatase activity
Source: RefSeq, a predicted model, not a curated record